Messenger RNA from Argiope bruennichi, 5393 nucleotides. RefSeq lists its product as uncharacterized. Bases 370 to 5235 code for a protein of 1621 amino acids. NCBI's taxonomy places the organism in Eukaryota, Metazoa, Arthropoda, Arachnida, Araneae, Araneidae. The record is from RefSeq and is a predicted model, not a curated record. The transcript is spliced from 8 exons.
GGAUUGGAAAUUUCAUUUUCCCUCAGCAGUCCGCAGGCUUGUGACCGCCAUAAAUGAGCACGAGAAUGAAUUUGUAAAGCGUGCGCAUUUUAGCGAUCACUGGCUGGCGGUGCUUGAACUCAGCGCUUCACUCUUUCCGGGUAGUUAACUGUUGAAGACAACUUAGAGAGGUGGGCAACUUUUAAUUUAAGUAAUUGUUGCAGUAAUCAAGAUAAUGAUGGAAAAUAAGUAUGUUCUCUGAAGAAUAAAGUAAAACAAAAUUUUCUCGAAACUGUUUAAAAUGCUUUAAUUAGUUCAGGUGCUUGCAGAUCCAUUUGUUUUAUAUAUUUUUUAAAUAAAUUGUAUUUUCUUCAUGCAUUUUUAUAAACCAUGGCACAAGAAGCUAUGACUAAUAUGCAUAUGACUCGCAGAUGUGAACCAAUGGGUGGUGAAAUAGAUAGCAAUAACAGAAAUGCACCCAGUGUUAUUAAUAUUAGCUCCCAGAGUAACUUUACAGAUUCUCCCCCAGAAGAAAAUUUUAUUGAUGAUUUGACUUUAAGAGUGAGAUCCUUAUUGAAAAGCUGGGAAGAUGAUAUUUCAAAUGAUGAUUCAUUUAAUAACCAUGAAAUGCAAGACAAUAGUUGCAAUUCACAUUCAGCUUUGAGCAAGAAAUUUCACGUAGAGAAAUCAGCAGUGCCAUUAAGUACUGAUUUUAGUUCAAAUAAAAUUGUUCAAGAAUUUCAAAAUUCAAAUGAAUUAAAAUGCCAUUGUGAUGUUUCAAAAUUCAAUCCCAGUGGAAACUUUGCUGAAAAUUCUCCGAAUGAUUGUAAAACUUCUGAUUUCAGUUCCUUCACUCAUCAAAUAGGACUGAAAGCAUCAACAAAUUCAAGGGAAAACAUCAGAGAAGAAAUUAAAAAAUGUGUUCCUCCACUAAUUGAAGGGAAAUCUUCAAACAGGUCUGAAUUUAAGAAUGAAAAAUAUUUAAAUCAUUCAAGAAUUUCAGUCAGUAAAAAUUCCAAUUAUGAAAUGGAUGAUACUAUACAAUCUCUUAGAAAAACCUCUACACCAAAGCAGACAAUUGAAGAUGCUCUUUCCUAUAAUGAUUUCUCUAAUUCAUUACAAGAUGUUAGAAAUAUUUCCAAUGCGAAAGAAAAGAAUUUUAAUGUCCCAAUUGAACAAACAAUUUUUGAAUCUCCAAGAAAAUUGUCUGUUCAUGAACAAAAUUCAAAACAAGCUAUUAAAAACUCAAAGUCCAAUUCAUUAUUAAAUGUUGCAACUUCUACAGAUUUUCAUUCCAGAGAAUCUUCAGACAAAGAGACUGAACGCAGUUGGUCAGAGAUUACAGUUGUUGCUGAAUCGUAUUCAGAACCUUCCAGGCACCCCAUUACAUUGUCAAUGGAAAAUCAAAAUGAUUUCUGUAAUGUAAGUGCUUCCCAACCAGUUUCAUUUGGAGAACCUCCCAAAGUAUUUAAUUCAAAUCCAAGAGUUAAAGAGAACAUUAAAAACUUAUCAAGAUCUACUGAUAUUUAUAAUAAAGAUAUCAAGUUGGAUUCAAGAGACUGGAGAAUUGAAAUCACUGAUCAUGAUAAAACUUCUCAGGCAUCAGAUAAAGAAUAUCAAUUUUCAGAUUUUCUUCCAAAUUCUAAUUUGAGUGAUCUUGAUCAGAUUGAUCAUGAUACUCCACCAUUAUCAGCAUCAAGUAUGGCAUCUAGUAAAAGAUUGGAAUGGGAUAAUGGUGCUGAUAUAGGCUAUAAUGUAGCAACCAUGAGAUCAAAAGUAAAAUAUAGGAGUAUUCCUAGAAGUGAACCUGAAGGAAUAUCCUUCAUUAAUGAAACAGGAGCAAACACAGCUUCCUCUAAAAUAAUGUUGCCAAGUUUUGCCUCAGUGAGUAGUCAAGAUGAACCUGCAUCAGUAGCAUCAUCUCAUUUAAAUGGUAAUAGCUGUGAAACAUCUAGUGUACACGAUCCUUCUGUAAUGGAGGAUGUGCUUGAAAGAAGUUCUUCUCCUGGUUCACUUUCAAGAAGUGACUCAAAAAAAUCUGUUAUAUAUAAUUCAUAUAAAAAUUCAUUUGCAGCUGAUAAAGUUUGCACAUCUUCUGAUCAUAGUUUUAUACAGGCACCAAAGAACUCAAGCUGGCCAGAUUUAACUUUAAAAACUUCUGUGCUAGCUGCUGACUGGCAGGCUAUUUCUCCCUCCAAAAUGCUAUCAAAAUCUGAUGAACAAGUCGGUUUAGUUAGGCACUCUAAGUUAACAACUAAACUUGAACUAUCUCGCUCUCCAGAUUUUACUGCUUCUGGAAAUAAUAUUUACAAGUCCACUGAUUUGACCCAUCUUCCUGAAAGAAUUUUACCGAUUGGUGAUUAUUUCCCUUCUGAAUCGCAAUCAGUUCCAAAAAAUAAUUCUGCAAGAAAUAUCUCUCAUUCUUGUAAAAAUUGUCAGUCUGUAAUAAACGAAAAUGUAAGUUCAUCAGCUACUGACUUAAAUAAUCAGAAGUGUGGUGAUUUAUACAAUUUGCAAGAAGGUGAUCUUGAAUCUUUUGAAAUAGAUUCGGAAUCGCCAAAUGUUAAUCAAAUUAAUAAUUCUUCACAGUUUCCUCAUCAUGAUGCAGAAGGUGAUUGGAUGAAUGAAAGUGCCCAUGAUUCUGAUUUCAGUUAUAUUACUGAAUUGCCUGAACUUGCAGACUAUCAACUUCAGUCAUUUAAUUCCAGGCCUUUCCUUUUACUUAGUCAAGAUUCUUCAAGAUUUAAGGGAAGUAAUUUUCCAAAUAUUGUCCAAAACCUUCUUCGCAAUAGUAACUCCAUUGAUCAUUCAAUAAAUGGAAAUUUGGAAGUAAAACCACAUAUAAGAUGGUAUCCUUUGCCAUCAACUUCCAAUUUUCAAGAUAUAAAAAAUGUGUCUACUCAAACUGCAGAUUCCUUUAUUGCCAAAAAACAAACAGAUUCUCUUAUCCAAGUUACAGAUCCACAAGUAAAUUAUGAAGAAUUGUCAAAUGAAACUUCUGGAUUAAAGCUUGGAGCUGAAUCAACGGAUAAAUUUUCAAUCAAAACGAUGGAUAACAGCAGUUCCCUUUCUACUUCCAUAUUAUCUAAAGCUUCAGCUGUUAUUAGUAAAGGGACAUCAAAAUCACAGAGCAGCUUAAAUGAAAGAACUAAUAAUUCCUUCUCCCAUCAUAUAUAUGUGCCAUCAGGUGUACCAAUGACUGCAAACAAAAGUACUUAUAGUAAUGUAAACCAAGCUGAGGGUAAAUUACAUCUGUCAAAACUAUCAAAUUCAUCAGAAAAAAACAUGCCAUUGGCAGAGUCUUGUCUGUCACAUAAAUCUGAAGUGGAAAAGCAUGGAGAAAUGUCUUCAUUAACCCAUCUUGCCAGUCCUGUUGUUACUUCCAAUAAAUCUGCACAAUAUCAGCCUUCUACUGCUUUCAAUGACACAAGAUAUAAUGGGAAUGAUUCAUCUUAUUUCGGUACAAGGAAUGCUGUUUCUUACCAACCAUCAAAGUAUAUUUUUUCUGGAGAUUAUUCGUCUUCAUUAGUUAAAAGAAGAGUUGGUGUCGGUCAGUGCCAUACAUCUUCUGAAUCAAUCACUGAUAAAGUUACCAGAGAAAAUUUUAGAAUUCAACCUGGUAUGCUAUCCAAGGAAUCAAGAAAUUCCUCAACUGGAAAUUUGAUGAACAAGAAUGCUGGAAAAGAUGAACCUGGUCCACAUUCAUCUGAAGUUUCUGAUGCAAAUUAUUCAAGUUCUGUAUUCUCAAGAUUUAUUUCCAAUCAACUUGGUGAUGAAUCAGCAAAUUCUGAUCUUACUGAGAGUAAUUAUAGACAGGAUUUAGAUAACACUAUUCCACUGGCCUCUGCUUAUAACAGAAACUACGUUGAAACUACUUCAGAUAGAUGCAAUUCUUCGUCAACCAUCCCAUUAGAAAGUAUCCACUUAAAUCCUAAUGAAAAAGUGAAUAGCAGUGUGACAGAUUAUGAAAGAAAGUGCUCAGAUAUGACUUCUGAUAAUACUAAUCAUUUUAUGCAAAGAGAAACAAAUUUAUCUCAACUGCUUUCAGAAAAUCCUCCAUUCUGCAUAUCUAAGCAGCAUCAAAACAAAAUAGUUCAUAAAUCGCAUUCUGACCCACUUAUUUCAUCUCGGAAUUUUAAAACAAAUGUUGCUUGUGAAGAAAUAAAAACUUUACCACAAUCUCGGAUGCCUCCCGUAAAUAGAAAAUUGGAUUUUGAAUUAAGCAGCAAUUCUGAUACAGAUUCUUGUGAAAGGAUCGAUUGUGUUGAAACAUCUUCAUUAAACUAUUCAAAUACAAAGGAUACUCCUGGAUUUCAUCAGCCUCAAAAUCUCCUUAGAGAAACAGCUUCAAAUUCCUUUUUAUUUAAUAGAGGAUCUUUUAACUCUAAAAAUCCAUUUCAAGAUAUAGAAAAUAUCCCACAGAGUUCAAAUUUAUCUACUGAGAUUCCAAAAUACAUCAGUGAUUCCCACAAAUACUUUUUUAAGGAGCAGACACAAUUACCUUCAAGAAAUGAAAUGGAAAAAUCUAAAAAUAUUCAAAAACAAUUUGAACAUUUGGAUGUUGUUGAUGAAGUGCAUCAAAUUCCUAGAGAUAAUGUUUUGUCGAGAUCAAUGAAUUUUGACGUUAAUAAAAAGAAUUAUGCAUCAGUUGGAGUUCAGGUUUCUCAAAACAUUUCUAAGUUAGAAAAAUGUAGCUUUUGCCAUAAAACUAAAGAUUCACACAUGAAUUGUUGCCUCAAAAAAGAAAUUUUUAAGACUGUAUUGAAUGAGACUCUUGCAAAAAGGAUAUCAACAACAAAGUCAAAGUAUGCAACUUCAUUUUGUGUUUAUCCAUCUGGUUGUUAUUGUUGCUGUAAUAAAACUUUACAGGAAGCUUUUAAUUUUCACCGCUCUGAGAUAGUGGAAAGAAUUGAACACAGAAAAAAAGAAGUUGAGGAAAAGUGUAAAAAGAAAUUAUUUCUACAUGCUCCACAACCUUCUCAAACUAAAUUUAAGCAGACAAAUGUUAAAUUGAGUUUGAAACCUGCGACUGAUGUAAAUAGAAAAACUGGGAAAAUGAAUGUUAAUAAAGAAAACAAAAGGAAUAAAAGGUCAGAAACCUCAUCAUGGAAAAAUGCAUCUUCUCAGAUGGGACGACAAAAGAAUCUCAACAAGUAUAACAGAAUAAUGUCUAAAAUAUACUCGCAGAGACUGAAAAAUGAAACUUUAAAAGGCAAUGUCAAUCACCGAAGGCAUGAAACUUUAAUAAACUCUUAAAUUGUUUCUUUGGAUUUUAAAGUGAUACCUGUGAUAUUUUAUCAGUUGUAAAUACAUUUAAAUCAAUAUUGUCUGCUGUAAAUAUUUCAUUUUUAACUCAUCCAAUUUUAGUAAUCUUUAUACUUGUUUAUGUAAAUGUACAUAAUAUUUUAUUCUCU